AUGAGUAUUGAUAGCAAUGUUGUUUCAUCGGUAGAUUUGGGGUGCCCUAUUGAAUUAAGAAAAGUCGUGCUGCAAAUAAGAAACGCCGAAUACAAUCCUCGCCGCUUUACGGGUUGUGUUAUUCGUCUUAGGGAGCCCCGCGUUACUUGUCUACUUUUCAGCAGUGGCAAGUUGGUCACCACUGGUGGUCGAUCGGAAGAAUCAAACAACCUGGGCGCUCGAAAAUGUGCCCGCGUUAUACAGAAGUUGGGCUUUCCUGCUCAGUUCAAUAAUUUUCGAAUCCAGAAUGUAGUUGGAAUUGUUGAUCUUAAAUUCCCUAUUCGCCUCGAGGGUCUACUAAUGGCCAACGAACAAAUGGCACAAUAUGAGCCUGAAAUAUUUCCUGGACUUAUUUAUCGGAUCAUCAAUCCGAAGUUAGUUUUCCUCGUAUUUGUCAAUGGGAAGGUUAUCGUUACUGGUACGUCUAUUUUUUUUCGCUGUUGUGAAUAA
Mesocestoides corti is the source of this 489-nucleotide messenger RNA. Lineage: Eukaryota; Metazoa; Platyhelminthes; Cestoda; Cyclophyllidea; Mesocestoididae. The record is from the annotation of a GenBank genome assembly.